Molecule: messenger RNA, 2008 nt
Organism: Ipomoea nil (Japanese morning glory)
Lineage: Eukaryota; Viridiplantae; Streptophyta; Magnoliopsida; Solanales; Convolvulaceae
Product: L10-interacting MYB domain-containing protein
Exons: 4
Coding region: 183-1796 (537 amino acids)
Source: RefSeq, a predicted model, not a curated record
AUAAGGGAUGGAGUAGGUACAGCUACAGUGUCCAGGUUAUCGUGGAAUCCCAUUCCCAAUGUCGACAAGCUUAUCCUGGAAAACCUUAUUCCCAAGUUUGAAGUUCCGAAUUCUGCCUCAGAUUGAUAAUCUGCUACACCCAGCAGCAAACAGGGGGGCAAGGCUAAGUGUUGAAUUCGCAUAUGAAAUAUGAGCGUAUUGAUUUGGGAAUGGGAAUGGGAAUUAGAGCUGGCGCUGGGAGUGAUCGGUUAAGAACAAUUUGGACUCCUGAAAUGGAUAGAUACUUUAUUGACCUUAUGUUGGAACAAGUUGGAAAAUGGAACAACGAUGAUGAUCAUAUGUUUAGCAAGCAAGCAUGGAAGCACAUGGCUUGUUUGUUUAAUGAUAAGUUCAAGUUUCAGCAUGACAUAGAUAUUUUUAAGAAUCGGCACAAGACGCUUAGAAAUCUUUACAGGUCUGUACAGCUUCUUCUUGAUCAGGAAGGGUUUAGCUGGGACGAAACACGGAAAAUGGUAACGGCUGAUAAUAAAAUCUGGGAUGAAUACAUAAAGGUUCAUCCAAAAUCGCGAUCCUUCAGAAUAAAAUCCAUCCCAUAUUUUCGUGAUCUGUGUGAGAUAUAUAAACAUGCAAGUCCUGAAAAGAAAGUUACUAUUGCUUGUCAUAGUGCAUUCUCUAAAGACAGUGAGCCUCAAUCUGACUCUGGUAGUAUGUCAGAAGGUGAAAACUCGAAAUCCGAGUUAGUGAAAGCAGAAGAACCGAUUCUUAUUUCACCAAUUAAUGUUGGUGAUAAUGCCAUGGAAACUCUUCAUGACAUUGCACUCGUAGAAGAUUAUGGACUCUCUGUUACAACAGGGCUUGUUGAUGAUACGUCUUAUCCUCUGUCUGAUAACAGUUCUGCUGCAGCUACUCGUACAAGGACAUGCUGGGAGCCACAGAUGGAUUUGUACUUUAUUCAUCUCAUGCUAGAUCAGGUGAACAAAGGGAAUUGGGUUGAUGGUCUAUUCCGAAGAGAAGCAUGGAUGGAGAUGCUUACUUCUUUUAAUGCUAAAUUUGGCUUCAACUAUGAAAUUGAUAUAUUGAAAAAUCGAUACAAAUCUAUGAGAAGACAGUAUUGUCUUAUAAACAAUCUUCUGAAAAUGGAUGGCUUUGUUUGGGAUGAUGCACGCCAAAUGGUGACUGCUGAUGAUCGUGUCUGGCAAGAUUAUAUCAAGAUUAAUACCACUGCAAGGCAAUACAUGACGAGACCUGUACCGUUCUAUAAAGAUCUGUGCGUCAUAUGCGGUGAGGUAAGUAGUGAUGGAAAAGAUGGGUUUUCUGCACAUAACACCAACCAGCAAGAUGAAGCUUAUGAAAAUAACUUUGGUGUGUUGCUCAAGAGUUUGGAAUCUCCACGUGCUAUGGUUUUCAGUGAUGACCGAAUUAGCAAAGAGGAUUCUUUGCAUAUGGGUUUCAAUGCAACUGAUAAAAGGGGUAAGCAUCAAUUAGACAACCCUUCAGGUUCUGAACGCUCCAAGAAAGCUCGUAGUAAAGAUGAUGGCAUUGCAUAUGCUCUUCGCGAGAUGGCAAGCAUGGUUUCAUCUUUGGUAGGUAAGAGAAAAGAAGAUGAAGGCUCAAAUAGCGUUUCCAUAGAACAUGUGAUCAAGGCAAUCCAGGCCCUACCUGACAUGGAUGAAGACCUUGUGUUGGAUGCAUGCGAUUUUCUAGAGGAUGAGAAGAGAGCAAAGACAUUUUUGGCACUAGACAUUAAGCUCCGAAAGAAGUGGUUAAUAAGGAAGCUUCGUCCACAACAGCAAUAAAGAUAAAUCGACAUUGUUAGUUGUACCUCAAACUUUUAGAUAUUAUAGGACAUGAAGGUGUUGACAUUAUUUUAAAUGAUAGAUCAUAGUUUCUUCACUCCAUUUUUUUAAAAAAUUAAUUUCUUGAAUUUAGUAAUUUGUUUAGUUCAAAAUGGUAGAUUUUAUAGAUUCUUUCAAGUGUAAUACCAUGGAAAGAAAAGGUUUUAUUUUGG